CGGCCAUAUGCCAGAACACUUGUGGGCAUCUGCUCCGUGCCUGGCUAGUCGGAAUGCCUCAGCCUAGCCGUGCCCAGGCUGUCGCCCUGUAUAAAUUACAAGGUCCGGGGACGGGACGCAUGCUUCAAGGCUGCCCUUGCUUUCCGUGGUUUCCAGCGUUACUACCGGCCUGCCAAUAUGUUGCGCCUUGCCACGGCGGCAGCCCUUUUGGGUGCUACGUAUGCCCAGUAUGCACAGCAGUCUCCACUGCCUACCGUCGACCUGGGCUACCAAGUCUAUCGUGCCGCUGGCUUCAAUGACUCGGGCAAUUUCUACAACUUCUCCAACAUUCGAUAUGCGGCGCCCCCUGUUGGGGAGUUGAGGUUUGCGCUUCCUCAACCCCCGGCAGAAAAUCGGUCGUCCAUCAACCAUGGCCAUGUUGCCAGAAUCUGUCCCCAGUCCAACCCUGCGUGGAAUGCACUCGCAGCGCAGGCACUCGGUGCACUAACACUGGGCCUGCCGCCGCCCAAUGUGACGUAUGUUCCACCAGGCGCCAAUGCCAGCAGUCCGCUCCCCAAGCCAGACCCCCGUGAGUCUGAAGAUUGCCUGUUUUUGGAUGUGUUUGCCCCCAAGCAGAUUUUUGAACAAGCCGGCAAAGGCCCUGGUGCCCCAGUUCUGGUGUGGAUCUACGGCGGUGGAUAUACUGGAGGCUCAAAGAACUACAAUCCCGCCGGUCUGCUUGCUGCGUCCGGAAACAAAACACAGGGCGAUAUCAUCUAUGUUGCCAUGAACUACCGCCUGGGUGCUUUGGGCUGGUUGAGUGGACCGACAUUCCAGGCCGAGGGCGGUGUGUCCAACCUGGGCUUGUAUGAUCAGCGAAUGGCGCUCGAAUGGAUCCAGAAGAACAUUCAUCUUUUUGGAGGCGACAAGAACCGAGUCACCAUCCUCGGAGAAAGUGCCGGUGGAGGCUCCAUCAUGCAUCAGAUUACCGCAUACGGAGGCACCAACGGACCCCCGCCAUUCCAGCAAGCCGUGCCACAAAGCCCCGGCUGGCUCCCCAUCAGUUCGUCCGUCAUACAGGAAAAUACAUACAACACGUUCCUCAACCUAACAAACGCCACAUCCCUGGCCCAACUCCGCGCCUUGUCGUCGGAAGAAGUCAUUCGUGCCAGUGCCCAGCAGGUGCAAUACUACUCCCCCUACGGUGCCUACACCUACGGACCCGUCGUGGAUGGCCUCUUCACCCCUCUCCAGCCCGCCCAGCUUCUUGCCCAGGGCCGAUUCUACAAGGACGUGCGUGUCAUGGUCGGCCACAAUGCGAAUGAAGGACUCCUUUUCACGCCCACUUCGCUGACCACCGACGCCAGCCUGGCGGAACGGCUCGCAGAGGCAUACCCGGCCACGCCAAAAUCGUCAAUCGACUACGUUUUGCACACGCUGUACCCGCCCGUUUUCGACGGUUCCUACGGGUACAAGACCAAUUUCCAGCGCGCCACUCUCAUCAAUGCCGAGGGCACCUUUACCUGCAACACGUGGUACCUCGGAAGGGCAUUUGGAAACGAGACAUACUCGUACCUUUUCGCCGUUCCCCCAGCCAUCCACGGACAGGACAUUGCGUAUACUUACUACGCCGGCGGGGCCUCGAGCAGUGUCACCAACACGACCGUUGCCAUUGCCAUGCAAGAAUUCAUUACGAGCUUUGCGGAGACGGGCGUGACGGCGGCAAAGGGUAUCCAGCAGUUCAACAUGUACGGCCCCGACGCAAAGGUGCUGGAGCUGAACGUUACGGGCAUUGAAGAAAUCCACGACAGCAAUGCCAACGCGCGGUGUGCAUGGUGGCAGAAGGCGCUAUACUAGACCCGAACGAGUAACGACUAUGAGACACGAACGGGCGAUGGCUGGUAGUAAUGAAUAAUCAAGAUGGAUGCAAAAUUUAGUGUUCCCGUUAGCUGCAAUCGCGAUUUGGUUUGCCAUGCACAUGCACAGCACAUGCACAGCACAUGCACUUGCGCAUGGGGAGCUUGGUGCCCACUUUUCCGCUUGGCUGAUCAUAUCGACGUCAUACCACAGGAGCCGACUCCACG
Molecule: messenger RNA, 2063 nt
Organism: Exserohilum turcica Et28A
Lineage: Eukaryota; Fungi; Ascomycota; Dothideomycetes; Pleosporales; Pleosporaceae
Exons: 4
Coding region: 178-1836 (552 amino acids)
Source: RefSeq, a predicted model, not a curated record